AUGACGAGGACAAUACCAAACCGGCCGCUGCGCAUCCUCGUCGCGAACCGCGGCGAGAUCUCGCUCCGGCUCCAAGCGUCCAUCCUCGCGCUCGGCCAUGUCCCGCUGGGCAUCUACACGGCGCAUGAGACGGCACAUGCACCGCACCUGCUCCACUUGGACCGGGCACAGCGGCUGCUGAUCCCGGGCGACGGCGCACGCGCGUACCUCGACAUCCCGGCCCUCAUCGCCGUCGCGACAGAAGCCAAGGCCGACGCCGUCAUGCCGGGCUACGGCUUCCUGUCCGAGUCGCCCGAGUUUGCGCAGGCCGUCACCAACGCCGGCAUGGUGUGGAUCGGCCCCCGGCCAGAGACGCUCGCACUGUACGGCGACAAGUACGCCAGCAAGAAGUUUGCCGACGAGGCCGGCGUGCCGGUCCUCCCGUCGACCAGCUCGAACGCGAGCCUCGCCGAGAUCCAGGCGUUUGCAAAGGGCCUCCCGAAGGGGACCAAGGUGCUACUGAAAGCGCUUGAGGGUGGCGGCGGACGCGGUAUCCGCAUCGCGCAGACGGAUGCCGACAUUCCCGAGGCUUACGAGAGCUGCAAGCGCGAGGCGCUGGCCAGCUUUGGCAGCGACAAGGUGUUCGCCGAGCCGUUCUUGGUCGGCGCGAGGCAUAUUGAAGUCCAGAUCGUCGGCGACGGCAAGGGAGGCGUGCGGGGCGUCGGCGAGCGCGAGUGCAGCCUCCAACGGCGACACCAAAAGGUCAUCGAGCUGUGUCCCUCCCCGUCGCUGGUCAACCAGCCGGCCUUCCGUGCCGCCAUCAUCGAGGCCGCGCGCACCCUCGCGGCCAAGGGCAAGUUUCUGUCGCUCGCGACGUUCGAGUUCCUCGUGCUCGCCCCGACACCCGAGUCAAAGGGCUACUUCUACUUCCUGGAGUGCAACCCGCGCAUCCAGGUCGAGCACACGGUCACUGAGGAGGCGUACGGCGGCAUCGACCUGGCUGCAGCGCAGAUCCGCACCGCGCUUGGAGAGCCGCUCGACGCUGUGCUCCCCCCGAUUCCUGCAACGCCGCCCCACGCGGCACUGCAGCUCCGCGUCAACGCCGAGCGCUUCCUGCCUGACGCCAACGCUGUCGGCACAACCGGCACACUGACGUCCUUUGUUGUACCUUCCGGCCCCGGCGUCAGACUCGACACGGCGGCACACCCGCCCCUCGGGGGCGAGAUUGGCGCGUACAAGCAGGGCCUGGCGUUCGACUCGCUGCUCGCCAAGAUCACCGUCGUCGCGGCCGACUACCCUUCGACUGUGGCCAAGGCCCGCCGCGUGCUCGAGCACGUGCGUAUCGGCGGCGUCGGCACGAACCGCGCCCUCCUGGUCGCGCUGACCGAGUCGGACAAUGUCAUCCACAACCGCGGCGUGUCGACACGGUUCGUCGAGCAGAACUUUGACGCGCUGCACAAGCGCAUGGUCGAGCUCGAGAAGCAGUGGGCGGCGCAGGCUACGGCCGAGGGAGCUGGCAAGGACGCGGUCGAGCCGGGAUGGAGCGAGGCUGAUCUGCCUCCUGCGGCCGCUGGCCAGGCGUACAUCAAGACGCAUCUCCCCGGCCGGCUCGUCAGCCUCACGCUCAAGGAGGGCGCUGCAGUGCGCAAGGGCGACGCGGUUGCCAUCCUCGAGAGCAUGAAAAUGGAGCACACUGUGCGCUCAGAGGUGUCCGGUACCGUCGUGAGGCCGGUCGCGUCCGAGGGCGACAGCCUCGACGACGGCGCGGCCCUGGCGCUGAUCACGGUCGACGAGAAUGCCAACGACGACGACGGUGGCGCGGGCAAGGAAGAGGCCAUCGACCUCGACUUCAAGCCGCCCACGCUGGUCGAGCUCGAGUCGGUGCGGGCAGAGUACGACGACGACCACGCCGUGCGGCAGAAGGGCACGGGCAGGCGGCGUGCGCGUGGGUACCGUACUGCACGAGAGAACCUCAACCACCUCGUCGACUUUGGCUCGUUUACAGAGUACGGUGACCUGGCGCAGGCGGCGCAGGCAAGCCGCCUCAGCCCGGCCAACCUCGCUGCCACGCGCAACGACGGCGUCAUCGUCGGCUGGGGCAAGGUCAAUGGCUGGCGCACCGCCGCGUGUAUCUACGACUAUGCGGUGCUCGCGGGCACGCAGGGCCACUUCCACCACCUCAAGCUCGACAGGAUGUUCAAGAGCGUGCUGGACAACCCCGCCCCGCUCGUGCUGUACGCCGAGGGUGGCGGCGGCCGCCCGGGUGACGUCGACGUCACGGGCAUCGAGGUUGCCGGACUCAACACGCCAAGCUUUACCCUCCUCGCGCAUGUCAACGCGCGCGGUAUCCCGAUUGUCGGCAUCGCCAACGGUAACCUCUUCGCCGGCAACGCGGCGCUGCUGGGCUGCUCCGACUUUAUCAUCGCCACCGACGACCCUGGAACUUCCAUCGGCAUGGGUGGACCGGCCAUGAUCGAGGGCGGCGGUCUCGGCGUCCUCAAGCCCGAGGAAGUCGGCCCUGUGCGGACCACGCACCUGGCCAACGGCAACGUCGACAUCCUCGUCAAGGACGAGGCCGAGGCAACCGACCUCGCCAAGACGCUCAUCGCCAUCUUCCAGCCGCCGCUCCGCGCGCCGCAGGAAGGCCGGACAGCGUGGUACUCGCGCGACACGCGCCUGUUCCGACACGUGGUCCCGAUCGACCGCAAGCGCGCGUACGACAUCCACUCGGCGCUCGACCUGCUCAGCGACGACGGUACGCCGUUCUUGGAAGUCGGCAAGCACUGGGGCCAGUCGCUCAUCACGGGCUUUGUGCGUGUCAAGGGCGUCGCGGUCGGCGUGCUCGCGUCCAACGUCCUCUCGCCUCUCGGUGGCGCCGUCGACGCGCCGAGCGCACGUAAGGGUUCGCGCUUCCUCAACAUUCUGACCAAGACGCGCGCGGCUCACGUCAUCACGCUGUGCGACACGCCCGGCUUCAUGGUCGGCACCGCCGCCGAGAAGGAGGGCGGGCUGAAGGACUUCCCGGCAUUCUUUGCGGCCUGCGCCGCGUUCACCGACUCUGGCGGCCGCUUCUUCGGUCUGACAGUGCGCAAGGCGUACGGCCUCGGUGUGCAGGCGCUGCUCGGCGGCUCGACGCUCGUGCCCUUCCACUCGGCGGCGUGGCCUACGGGCGAGUUUGGUGGUAUGGGUAUCGAAGGCGCAGUCAAGCUCGGCUACAGCAAGGAGCUCGCGGCCGUCGCCGACCCCAAGAAGCGCGCCGAGCUCGAGAAGAAGUUUGUGGACGAGCUUUACGUCCGUGGUCGCGCAAUCAACAUGGCGCAGAAGACCGAGAUCGACACGGUCAUCGACCCCGCCGAGACGCGUGACUGGCUCGAGCGGUGUCUCGACAGCGUCGAGCCGCGCGUGGCCUGGUGGCUGGAGCGUAGGAGCAGGGGAGGCUGGUCGAGGUUGUAGGCAGACGCAGCAUGAAUAGAAGUUUAGCAAUUG
Molecule: messenger RNA, 3465 nt
Organism: Vanrija pseudolonga
Lineage: Eukaryota; Fungi; Basidiomycota; Tremellomycetes; Trichosporonales; Trichosporonaceae
Gene: pccA
Product: Propionyl-CoA carboxylase, biotin carboxylase and biotin-carboxyl carrier subunit
Exons: 3
Coding region: 1-3432 (1143 amino acids)
Molecular function (GO): ATP binding; metal ion binding; ligase activity
Source: RefSeq, a predicted model, not a curated record